AUGUCUUUGAGUGAUCAGCUAUCUCAGAUAGCUGCCAAUAACGCUACAGUAGCUUUUGAUCGAAAAAAAAGACAGAAGCUACAUUCUGCCUCGUUAAUCUACAACCCAAACACAGCAGCUACUCAAGACUUCGACUUUAUUUACGAAAAUGCCAUCAGCUCUUUGGAGGAACUGAUCGAAGUUGAUUCGAGAUUCUCUGUGUUUCAAAAGUCUCUUUUUGGCACGUCAUCGGCUAGCAUUGACAGAAACGUUCAAACCAAAGAUCAGAUUCGCGAUUUAGAUCACGCUGUGAACCUGUAUUUGAUAUUGGCUUCCUCCAAAUGGCAUCUGUCGCCAACCUUGCAUGCCACUGAAUGGCUGGUGCGCCGUUUUCAAAUACACAUUCACAACGCGGAGUGUCUAUUGCUUUCUACAAUGGACUACUAUCAAACCCCAGUGUUCAAGCGUAUCCUCAACAUUGUCAAGUUACCACCUCUGUUCAACGCACUAAGCAACUUUGUAAGGACGGAUCGGUCACCUUCGAGCCUUACAAUCAUUAAGCUUUUCAGCGAUUCAGACUUUUUAAAAGUGUACAUUCAGUACCUGAGCAAGGUGAUAGAACAAAAAAUGGCCUACACCAACCAGCUGCUUUUCACGACCUGCUCCUUCAUCAAUCUCAUUGCCUUCAGAUCAAACGAUCUGGACGCAUUGAAUGCACUAGUACCCACAGUUUUGGAGAUCUGUGCAAAGCUUCUUGCCUCAGAUCUGUCUGAUUGCCAAAUAGCUGCCAACACCAUUUUGGUGGUGUUCGGAACUGCAUUGCCUUUGAAGAAAGAGAUUAUUCUCGCAGCAACAGAAACCAUAUUAGCCAACUUGGUGGACGAUAAGGCCAAGAGAUCUGCAUUCAUCUCGAUUGGUAAGCUUUUUCAGACUCUGAAGGGCCAUGGAAAUGUUGAUCAGAUGCCAGCCAGCUUGUACAAACUUUUUAACUCGAAGUUCAGUCUAGAGUCAUUGAUUCAACAGCUGCUUGGCACUGAUAAACUCGUUAUAGACAAGUUCCUUACCUCGUAUGUCAGAUCGGUCUUGAGAUACGAUCACCCAAAGCUCAACUCCCUGAUAUCACUUUUCAAGGUGGUACAGCUAGAAGCAUACGAGAGUAGGCUCAUCAUUCUUGACUUGAUUCAUUUGUCUGAAGUUUUCGACGACAAAAGACUGCUGGUCGACGUCUUUGAAUAUUUUAUUUCCCUAGACGAAGAUCGGGUGAUCAAGUGCUUGAACUCCCUCAACCUAGAUCCGGAGCUUUUUGAACUGAGACUAACCACUUCCCUAUUCAAAUCCAAGGAGGGCGGUGCAGACGGUUCCAUCAAGGAACUUGAGUCCUCGAAGGUAUUGGGUGUCAGUUCGCACGCUGAACCUUUCAAAGAGUUUUUGAGCAGACACUCGAGUUACAUCACAACAAAGGUCACAUCGAUAAUAAUUGAGGAGGAAGAAAAGUACUCUAAACUUCUUUCGCUCUAUGUUGAAGCGGUUUCCAAAGGCUUUAAAGCAGGCUUGUUCUUGUCUUCUUUUUUCACCACCAUUGAAGGUAGACUCACUUUUUUAUUGCGGGUCAUCAUUUCACCCGCGGCCCCAAUAGCUCUUCGACUAGAGUCUUUAUCCAACCUUUCCAAAUCCAUUCAUCAGAUCGGUCAAGAUUCUAACUUGUUCAGUUUAGUGCCAAUUCUCAUCGCAGCCUUACAUGAUACCUCUAAGAAUGUGAGGACAGCAGUUAAACGCAUUUUGUACCAAAUUGCCAAAAGACCAUUCACUAAGCACUACUUUCUGUCUAAUAAGCUGUACGGAGAUGUUAAUAUCCCCAUGAUCAGUCCAAAGGACGCGGAGUCUUGGAUCAAUAAAUUCCUAGAGGACUACAUGAUAGAAAACCACAAUAUCACCAGCCUGGUUAUACCAAAGAAGUUAGAAAAGGUUUUCGCUAUCUUCUGGGCUAACCAGGCCAUUCAUAUGCCGCUACCACACGCGAAGACGAUUUUUAUUCGAUUCAUAACUGGUCACAAGUCUUACAGUUCAAACUACUCACUACUCUUUGAAGACAUGCUUGGCAACUAUCUUGAACAGAGAGGUCACUGGGAAAGUAAGUGUCACGGCAACAAGACAAAUUUUGAAAGUUUCGAAAAGGCUAUUGUCUCAAUUAUCUCUGAUAAAGAGAAGAAUACGAAAAUUAUUCGCUUCGCUGAAGAUUGCUUGAAAUGCGAGUUUGAACAGUUGGCGACAUUGGUGUCCCGCCGCCUAUCAGAGAUUUUCUCCAAACUUAAGGUUGCUCACCAACAACAGCUUAUCAAGGAUGUGAUAGAUCUCACAGCCGAACGAGAGUUGUGUUACGAUUCAGUUGAGUUUUUGCAAGGUUUACCUUUGACCUCGGAAAUCUUUGUCUCGUUGUUUUCGCAGUACCGCAUAAACGCCAAUGAAGAGGAUAUGGGCGACUUGAUGAAAAAGAGAAGACGGAGGUCUUCUGCAAGCAAGGUUGCUUUACAGAGAGAAGAGGUUUCACACAUUGCCGAACUUCAUUUGCGAAAGGUUACACUAACUCUGGAGGCGCUAGAUCACAUCAAACCGACUGGAUCAGAGCAACUUCUAUCAACUUUGUUCAAUACACUCUCAGAUCUAGAAACCCUAGGCCAAGAUGGCGGUCUCCCAGUACUUUACGCUCAAGAAACGUUGGCCUCUUGCAUGCUAUCAAUCAUUUCUUCGUUAUCGCUCGAUAAUAAAACGGAGCUCAGGUCACUCAGAACAGACGUUCUUGUAUCGGCCAUAACGUCCUCCGCCUCUCCACAAGUGCAAAACAAGCUUUUGUUGGUGAUUGGAGAACUGGCCAAACUAAGUCCAGAAAUAGUGUUACACUCUGUGAUGCCAAUAUUCAUAUUCAUGGGUGCCAAGACUAUUCGACAGGAUGACGAAUACUCGAGCUACGUUGUUGAAAGGACUAUUCAGCUAGUCGUGCCUGCUUUGUUACAAUCUAAACAAUCAAGCAACAGUACUGAGGAAACAGAAUUCCUCCUCAUCAGCUUUGCCACUGCAUUUACUCAUGUUCCAAGGCAUAGACGCGUUAAACUCUACACAACUCUUGUGAAGACUCUUGGCGCAACCAAUGCUCUAGGGCCAUUUUUGUUUUUGAUCGCCCAGCAGUAUUCUUCGUCGGUUCAAAAAUAUAAAGUUUCUGAGAGCAAGAGCGUUUUGGAAUUUACGAAACCUUUCCUAGCAAAAUUCUCGGUUCUGAAUCAACUGGCGGGAAUUCAUAAGCUUCUGCUUCUGCUAAGCUCGUUUUCCGAGAGCUGUUCGGAAGAAGAAAAAGCUCAGAACGCUUCUAAAACUCUUUUCUCUAAUGGUGUUUUGAAUUCCUCUGAAAUGGAGAUUUUGGCUUUGAGGAGAAACGGUUUGAAAUUUGUCGACAGCAUUAUUCUUGAUGAUGAACAAGGCCUUCAGAGCACAGGAAACCUCAAAUUGAAAAUCAUGGGAGCUCUAUGGGAUAGCUCAAGCGACAAACAAUUUCAGGUUGAGGUUAAGUCGAAAUUUGGAGCCGUCUUGAAGACUGCCUUGACCUCUCUGAAUGCUUCGGCUACGAUCGCUGAUGUUCCUUUUGAAAGUCAAGAGGUUGCUUCUAAAGGCGAGGUUUCCGAACUACGAGAAAACAUUCGUGAACUUCUAUUCCAGAUAUUGGGUCACGUAUUAGAUCUUUUGCCUAUCAAAGACUUCACAUCCGCCACUUUGCCACUUCUUGCAAAAGAAAGCUCCAGUGAUACGAUCAGAAAUCAUCUGAUUUUGGUUCUUUCCUCAAAGUUCAAGCUAGAGCCCGGCGAAUCUGUGGUUUUUGCAAACCAAGUCAUCGAAGCCCUUUUCAAGAUCAUAGAUGAAGACUCAAAGAAUGAUGGCAUUGUUCAAGUUUCUCUCAAUACAGUUGAAUCCUUAAUCGGCAAAUACGGGGACAGAAUAGACGCUGGACUCAUCACAAAAGGUAUGAAAAUAUCAAGUGAGCUACUUUUGUCUCAUAAGAUGGAAAUCGAAAUAUCUUCACUAGCUGUUUUGACAAGUGGUAUUCAAGCACUUGGUGUCAAGGCAAUUGCAUUUUACCCAAAAAUCGUUACACCAGCAUUGCAGAUUUUCAAAGAGCUUGAAAACAGUGAGGCAGAUGUGAAGGAGCAGCUGCAGUUGGCCAUUAUCCUAGUGUUUGCAGCGAUGGUUAAACGAAUUCCUGCUUUCCUACUAUCGAACUUAGUGGACGUCUUGAAGGUGGUAUUUUUCUCAAGCGAGGUUGAAAAUUCGGUUCGCUUGUCCGUCAUUGCAUUAAUUGUUGAGCAUAUUGAACUGAAAGAAACUUUGAGGGCUCUCAGCAAAGUCUGGUUUUCUGAUGUAAAUAAAACCAGCGACUCCACCGCCCUUUCUCUAUUUUUGACUGCUCUAGAGUCUACUGUGGAUACAAUUGACAAGAAAUCUGCCACAUCAGAGUCGCCCGUGUUUUUCAAGUUGCUUCUUGCACUAUUUGAGUUUAGAUCGACUAGCGAACUUGACCAUAACACGAUCAGCCGCAUCGAAGCUUCUGUUCACGGUAUUGCGAACGUCUACGUUUUGAAAUUGAACGAUAAGGUCUUUAGACCGCUUUUUGCGCUCAUGGUAAGAUGGGCGUUUGAUGGAGAGGGCGUCAGCAACGAUAAAAUUAGUCAAACCCAACGCCUGUCUGCCUUUUUCAAAUUUUUCGGAAGGCUCCAGGAACAUCUCAAAGCCAUCAUUACCUCUUACUUCACGUAUCUUUUGGACCCCACCGUUGAGCUGCUGAAAUCUUUCACCAAGGGUGAUAUCUCGGAUGCAGGUUUGCGUCGUUUGGUGCUCCACUCGCUGACUUCUUGCUUCAAAUACGACAGGGAAGAGUACUGGAAGUCUACGUCAAGAUUUGAACUGAUCUCGGAGGUUUUGAUCGCACAAUUGACCAAUAUCGAACAGCCUGUAGGCCGCUACCUUGUCAAGGCAAUCAGUUCGUUGGCGAUGAACAACGCCGGUGCAGACGAACACAACAAGGCCAUGAACUUGAUGUUGAUUUCGCACAUGAAAUCCAAUUGCUCGAGUUCCGAGAAAUUAUGGGCCGUCAAAACUGUCAAAACCAUUUACUCCAAAGUUGGCGAGGCCUGGCUUUCGUUCCUACCUCAACUGGUGCCGAUCAUUGCCGAAUUGCUUGAAGACGACGACGAAGAAGUCGAAUACGAAGUUCGUUCUGGGCUGGUCAAGGUUGUUGAAAACGUUUUAGGUGAGCCUUUUGAUAGAUACCUGGACUAA
This is a messenger RNA of Lachancea sp. 'fantastica', 5301 nucleotides long. The record is from the annotation of a GenBank genome assembly. Lineage: Eukaryota; Fungi; Ascomycota; Saccharomycetes; Saccharomycetales; Saccharomycetaceae.